Triplophysa dalaica is the source of this 1165-nucleotide messenger RNA. It is a transcript of the gene grem1a, whose product is annotated as gremlin 1a, DAN family BMP antagonist. The coding region runs from base 152 to 685 and encodes 177 amino acids. The record is from RefSeq and is a predicted model, not a curated record. NCBI's taxonomy places the organism in Eukaryota, Metazoa, Chordata, Actinopteri, Cypriniformes, Nemacheilidae. The transcript is spliced from 2 exons. Gene Ontology annotation, biological process: animal organ morphogenesis. Gene Ontology annotation, molecular function: receptor ligand activity; BMP binding.
ACUUCCAUACCUUAUUUUGACUCUGAGAUCUCGAUCAUUUGGAACAACUUAUAUCAACAUAUAUUCUAGUUUAUAUCAUUUCAAGUUCUUUAAAACAACAUAGCUGCAGUCCAUGUGAAGAAAUACAAACAAAUAUUCAUCUUAUCUGAGGAUGACUAAAGACGCAUUAGCUGUCACUGUCGCGGUCUUGUGGCUGCUCUGCAAUCCAGCCAGAAUCAGAGGAACCGGGGGAUUUCAAGGCGCCAUUCCUCACCCAAAUAAAUACACCCCAAACGAGUCGGAACAGUCGCCGCAGACACCGCAGGGCGCUUUCAGGGAAAUGGGACCGCCUUCGGUCGGGGACGAGGUGCUGGACUCUAGCCAGGAGGCUUUAUACGUAACGGAGCGCCGUUAUCUGAAACUCGACUGGUGCAAAACGCAGCCGAUGAAGCAGACGAUCAAAGAGGACGGGUGCCAGCCGCGCACCAUCAUCAACCGCUUCUGUUACGGACAGUGCAACUCAUUCUACAUACCUCGACACAUUUAUCAAGAGGACAGCGCCUUCGAGUCGUGCUCUGUGUGCAAGCCGAAGACUUUCACCACCGUCACUUAUACCCUCUUUUGUCCGGGCCAGACCCCCAACACCAAGCGGAAGCGAGUGCGACGGGUGAAACAGUGCCGCUGUACCGCUAUCGAAUUGGAUUGAACGUGCUGACGUCAUUACUUUACGUGACCGCGGCAUUCUCGUUCUCUUUGUGAACAGUUCUGCGUAAAACGUGUCGUGGGAAUAAAAUGUAUGCAAUUAAAUGUACUUCAAAUAAAUUAUAGUUCUAUAAAAUAGUGACGUCUUAGAAAAUGCUUAUAUUGUUAUUAUUAUCCACUGUGUGGAGCAAGAUUUGCACGAGUAAGGUUUAUUCAUAAUGUGGAAGACAUUGUGAUGGAUGCAACCAAAGUAUUUUUGUUUUAAAGAGUCCAGUGCAAUUUACACCGGCGUUUAUUUUUCAUGUUGCAAUCAAAACAUCAAUAAUGGACAUAAUAAAAAAAGAGAUGUUAAGAAGCAACAUAAUUGUCUGUAUUUAGAAAAAAGUGUGUGAACUUUCAAUGUUUACUGUACAUGAACAUUGCCUUUGGAUUAUGACUUUUAUGUUUAAGUAUUGUCUAAUGUACUAAACUUUGUUACGCAACA